Molecule: messenger RNA, 975 nt
Organism: Heterobilharzia americana
Lineage: Eukaryota; Metazoa; Platyhelminthes; Trematoda; Strigeidida; Schistosomatidae
Source: the annotation of a GenBank genome assembly
AUGAACGAAACUGUUGGAUUUUGGAGGAAAUUAUGUUGUAUUCCUAAAAGAUUGGAUGGAAAGAUUGGAAUUAUAACAGAAUGCUACAUUGGUCCUGGGUUGAACAUAGUUGGAGAAGUUGUACGUCGUGGAGCAGUAGUGAUAAUGGCGUGUCAAGAUAUGGAUAUGGCUGAAUCAGUUAAAAUUCAUUUACUUGAAAAAUAUAGCAUAAGAAAUCCAGAUCAUUUGAAAACUGACAUAGCAUGUAAAGAAAUAAUCCCGUGUCUUACUCCAGUGGAAGCACAUCAGUUGGUGAUUGAGGUGGUCAAUUUUACAUCACUCAAGUCAGUUAAAGACUUUGCCAACAGAAUGAUAAAAACGUAUGAUAAAUUGGAUUUUCUCAUUAACAAUCCAGCUCUAAGAAACAUAGAGAAGUAUACAACUACCAUUGAUGGUUUCGAAAUGACAAUGGGUGUAAACUAUUUUGCUUCAUUCCUUCUAACAAAAUUAUUAUUGCCUCUACUCUCGAGAGGUUCAUCAUCAAGAAUUAUUAAUGUAUCCUUUACAAACCACCUUCAUAGUCAUUUGAAUAAACCAGAUCUGCAGAUGAGUGAGUCAAAUUAUAGUGGAGUACGUGCUUACAAUCAUUCACAAUUGGCAAAUAUAAUGCAUACCAUUGGACUGAAUCAAUACCUGAAACACACGGACAUUAUGGUAGUGAGUGCCCAUUCAGGCUUUAUAAAAGCAGAAGUUGCAAGAAAUUUCAAAUCAUUCAUAAAUGAAAUUGCUGAUUUUUUAGCCACACCACUGUUCUUCAGUCAAUGGGAAAUGGCUCAAACCGUACUGUAUACACUUCUUACGGAAAAAUUAAUACCUGGUGGUUAUUAUAAGAAUUGUCAGUUGAAAACAUUGCCUAGUGUGAUCACAGAUAGUAAAGAAACCAAAUGCCUCUGGGAUAAAACUUGUGAACUUCUUAGACUGCAUUUCCAACAAUAA